Messenger RNA from Periophthalmus magnuspinnatus, 4734 nucleotides. RefSeq names its product adenylate cyclase 7 (gene adcy7). The coding region runs from base 578 to 3916 and encodes 1112 amino acids. NCBI's taxonomy places the organism in Eukaryota, Metazoa, Chordata, Actinopteri, Gobiiformes, Gobiidae. Gene Ontology annotation, molecular function: adenylate cyclase activity. Gene Ontology annotation, biological process: adenylate cyclase-activating G protein-coupled receptor signaling pathway; cAMP biosynthetic process; intracellular signal transduction. The transcript is spliced from 27 exons. Gene Ontology annotation, cellular component: plasma membrane. The record is from RefSeq and is a predicted model, not a curated record.
GGAGGGGCGUCAGUGCGCGCGCUCAGCGCACCGUGUUUACAGACGGACAGCACACACCAUGUUCCGAAACUGGCUGCACCUACAGCUCAUUUACCGAAUAUUCUCCUCUGCUCACCCAAAUCUUCAACAGGUGUCCAUGUGACGUGUUGAGGAGAGAGCGGCCCUUGUAUAGCUACUGAGUCCUCUUCUUACCCACUCCCAGUGGGAUUUCUGUUGGUCUUUGUUGGUGCCCUGACGCCCUUUCCCGUCGCUCUCCCUUCUUGCUGCUCCCCUCCCCUUUCUUCAAGAGCCUUCUCUCCACCCCUGUGUCUCCAGCCCCGGGCUCAUUACUCUAACCCACUGGAUACUGUAGAUGAAGCACAGCGGCCUGCCAGUACUAGCCACACUAUAGCCCUGCCCAGAGGAGAGGAGAGAGUGGACAAGUUGCCGGAGAGACAAUUCUUUCACAAUGUCGGAUCCAGAGGAUAAUUAAAUUUCACAACAUGACUUAGCGAGGGGAUCCUCUAAGAUUUUGGACCAACUUUGUACUGUUCUGUGGAGUGAGAUCUCUUUUACGUCUACUAUGGCUCUAUAACGUAUGAUAGUGAUGCCAGCCAAGGGAAAGUACCUGUUGAAUGACCAGGAACUCAAAAAUGAGGCGCUGUACCGAAAAUUCUCCUGCAUCAGCCAGUAUCAGCCUCUGGUGCUGCUGCUGGGCCUCUCUAUGCUCUCCUGUGCAAGCCUCCUCAUUCUCUUCUUCGCCCUAGGCCUGAGUGCAGAGGAACACUGUGCCUUUGUCAGUGUGGUGAGCUCCAGCUUGUGUGUGUUUCUGGCUGUCUUCGUGUUCGUGUGUACGGACGUGCUGUCGCAGAGAUGGAGGCGGCUCCUGGGACUCGUCAUCUGGGCCACACACCUGUCCAUGGGCUUCACCUUCAUUUUCAGUGGACCUAUCUUUCUGCCUUGGGAUCAGGUGCCUUUCUUUCUCUUCAUCAUCUUCACUAUGUACACAAUGCUGCCAUUCCAGCUGUGGCAUGCGGUACUCCUUAGCAUUGCCUCCUCUGUAUCCCACAUCUUAGUUGUUACUCUUCGACUCACAGUUUAUGGCAAUGAAGCCCCACCCUAUCUUCCCAACCAGCUGGUGUCAAAUGCCGUAGUGUUUCUGUGUGGCAGUAUAGUGGGAGCCUUUCAUAAGGUCUUGAUGGAGAAAACACUACGGCAAACAUUUCAGGACACACUGAGAAGUCUGAGUAUGCGCAUGAAGCUGGAGAUAGAGAAGAGGCAACAGGAAAACCUAUUGCAGUCUGUUCUGCCUGUCUACAUCUCCAUGAAGAUGAAGCUGGCAAUUAUGGAGCGCUUACAAGACUGUAAAGAUAAGGAGGAGCAACAGCGGCUGGUCAAAGAUAACAACUUCCAUAGCCUCUAUGUGAAAAGACAUGAGAAUGUGAGCAUUCUUUAUGCGGACAUUGUUGGCUUCACCCAACUGGCCAGUGACUGCUCUCCCAAGGAACUUGUCCUCAUGCUUAAUGAGCUGUUUGGAAAGUUUGACCAAAUUGCAAAGGAAAAUGAGUGCAUGCGAAUCAAGAUCCUUGGAGACUGUUAUUACUGUGUGUCAGGGCUGCCAGUCUCUCUGCCUAAGCAUGCAAAAAACUGUGUCAAAAUGGGCCUUGACAUGUGUGAGGCAAUCAAACAGGUGCGGGAGGCCACAGUUGUGGAAAUCAACAUGAGAGUGGGAGUUCACUCAGGAAAUGUGCUCUGCGGUGUUAUCGGCCUUCGUAAGUGGCAGUUUGAUGUGUGGUCUCAUGAUGUUACUCUGGCCAAUCACAUGGAGUCUGGAGGUGUACCAGGGCGUGUUCACAUAACAGAGGCCACUCUGAAACACCUAAACAAGGCAUAUGAGGUGGAGGAAGGCAAUGGCCAUCUGAGGGACCCCUACCUCAAGGAGCUCAAUGUCCGCACCUACCUAGUGAUUGAUCCACGAUCUAAGGACUCAUCGACACGCAGUGCACCUCGGGUGAAUGUCGGCAUAAAAAUGCGUGCAUCUGUGCGCAUGACACGUUAUCUGGAAUCAUGGGGAGCAGUGAAACCAUUUGCCCACCUUCAGAACCGAGAGGGUUUCAUCUCUGACAACAAUGUGAAUGGAAAACCCCACAAGGACAUCCCACUUCGAUCGACUGUGGGUUCUGCACUCACUGAUAGUUUUGAUGAGUCUCUUGAAGAGCCAUUCACAUUGUCUCCUCCUCCGUUCAGCAGCUAUAAGAUCAAAUCCCAAAAGAGCAAAUUUGAUGAGGAACUCCACAAUGAAAUGACAACCACAAUAGAUGAGCUCAGCAGCAAGCAGUGGUCCAAGUCAGAAGAUACUGGCAGUUUAGCACUUUGGUUCCCCAAAAAAGACUUGGAGAAACAGUAUCGAGCCCUAGAUUUGCCGAUGUUUAAGCAUUAUGUUGGCUGUGCCACUUUCAUCUUCAUAUGUAUCUUUUUGAUCCAGAUACUGGUGACAAAAAAUCAACAGAAGCUGGGCAUUACAUUUGGAGUGUUGUUUUUGGUUCUACUGCUCGCCAUGGCCAUUUGUUUUGCAGGAAACCUUCAGCACCUGUUCUCAGAGAAGUUGAUACACUGUCAGUUACUUCCAGCUGUGUCAGAGGCAGUGGUUAAGCAGCCCUGUGUGCGACUCCCUUUGGCCACAACUACUACUGCAGUCAUCAUUAUCAUGGCUGUGUUCAACCUGUGCUUUGCCCAGACAUGUGUGAGCAGUAACAGUGACAUUCAUGACAUGACUCACACCAAUGAGUCCCAACAGCAGGAUUUAAAAGACCUUUACUACCUCCCUUACUCAGUUCUCUGCUGCAUACUGUCUUUGGUCGCAUGUGGGGUAUUUCUGAGAGUGAGCUUUGAGCUCAAAGUGCUUUUCUUGACCCUGGCUUCCAUAAUUUACUAUGUCCUCAUACUCACAUCAAACCAGAAGCUCUUUGAGCUUUAUGGAAAUGCUUUGUUUAAUCAAGUUUCAGGAAACUGGAACUGCAGCAGUCAAGAAGAGGAGUCUAUUCUGAGAUGUUUAGGGCUUGUGAAGCACCCAAAGGUGAUGAGUUGCAUUUACAUCACCUUAUUCCUGGUGACAAUGCUCAUCAUUUCACAACAGAACGAGGCAUGCUUUCGUCAGGACUUCUUGCUGAAGUACAAGAACCGCACUGAGCAGGAUGAGAUUGAGACAAGAGAAAACCUGAACCGUCUUCUCCUGGAGAACGUGCUUCCUGCACAUGUGGCCUCACUGUUUGUUGGUGAAAACAAAAAGAAUGAGGACUUGUACUACAAGUCUUACGACUGUGUAUGUGUGAUGUUCGCCUCAGUGCCAGAUUUUAAAGAAUUCUACACCGAAUGUGACAUCAACAAAGAAGGCCUGGAGUGUCUAAGACUGCUCAAUGAGAUCAUUGCCGACUUUGAUGAGCUACUGUCAAAGCCAAAGUUCAGUGGCCUUGAAAAAAUCAAAACCAUCGGAAGCACAUACAUGGCAGCAGCAGGUCUCAGUGGCACACCUGGCCAGGAGAACAAUCAGGACCCAGACAGACAAAAUGCCCAGAUAGGAAUCAUGGUGGAGUUUGCCAUUGCUCUAAUUGGCAAAUUAGAUGGCAUAAACAGACAUUCCUUCAACAACUUCAGAUUGCGUGUGGGCAUAAAUCAUGGUCCAGUCAUAGCUGGGGUGAUUGGAGCAAGAAAACCUCAGUAUGAUAUUUGGGGCAAUACAGUAAAUGUAGCCAGUAGAAUGGAGAGUACUGGGGAGCUUGGAAAAAUACAGGUUACAGAAGAAACAUCAUCUGUGCUCGAUAAAUUGGGCUACUCAUGUGAAUGUCGAGGAUUCAUCAAUGUUAAAGGCAAGGGGGAGUUAAAGACCUUUUUUGUUUGUACGGACAUGAGCAAGCAACAGGGCAUGGGUCUGAGCUGAGGCCAAUGGAAAGACAGAAGGACUCAUGUACUGAAGUCAACAGUUUACACGCCACAAAGCGCCACCAACGGAUACCAUGAAGUCUUUGGAAUUACUCAAGUUGUAUGAUUUCUAAUUCAACACUUUUAUGUCCUGUGAACAGCUACUUUUGGGAACCUUUAAUGUUUAUGUAAAUGUAAUAGAAAAACUAAUGUUAAAUCUAUUUUGAAGACCUAAGGUACUUUGAAAAAACUAAGGAUCCGGUUUGGGUCAUACAUCGAAAGACACACUUUGCAAAAUGCUGUUACUGUGUAACAAGCAACGCAUAUGUGAAAAAGAUUGGCAGUGCCAUAAUGUGCUUUCAUACAGUUCAUAUUAAGGUUAUGAAUUAAUUCAGCAAGAUUCCAAUUAUUUGGAUUCCUAAUGCAUUUUACCUGCUGGUUCUGCUUUAACAUUCAAGGCUGCGUAUAUUAUGAGCACAACAUAAGAGAUUGUCUGUGCAGCUUGGCUGGAUUAAAGACGAUUUAAAAAUUCAGUGAAAAGAUGUGCUGCGUUAACAGGAGGACACAUACCCAUCCAUGUGCUGCAUGAGUACCAUCUGCUCGCUCUCGCUGUGCCCAGAUAAAGAAUCUCUGUUAAAUGUGACUCUUUUGGUCCUGUCCAUGGCUUUGCUGUGAAGGCUUUUGGUUACUUAUCAUUUCCUAAAUGUUUAUCUUUGUGUGCCUUAUCUAUUAUAUCAUCUCAUUUGGAAAAUGUGGUUAGCCUUUUUGUGACCAAAUGCAAGCUUGAAUUUUGUACAGAAUGUAAUAAAUGUCAAGUCAGUCUAAACACUGAUCUUU